Messenger RNA from Gigantopelta aegis, 3537 nucleotides. RefSeq names its product small VCP/p97-interacting protein-like. The record is from RefSeq and is a predicted model, not a curated record. Gene Ontology annotation, biological process: negative regulation of VCP-NPL4-UFD1 AAA ATPase complex assembly; negative regulation of retrograde protein transport, ER to cytosol; positive regulation of autophagy. The transcript is spliced from 3 exons. Gene Ontology annotation, cellular component: endoplasmic reticulum membrane. NCBI's taxonomy places the organism in Eukaryota, Metazoa, Mollusca, Gastropoda, Neomphalida, Peltospiridae. The coding region runs from base 117 to 356 and encodes 79 amino acids.
UCAUUCAUACUACGCAGCGCAAAACAGCAUGUGAAACAAACGAUGACCGAUUAGUCUAGCUAGAAGGAAAACAUUUGCGGAAGAAUUAUUGCUAUCAUCAAAGUGUAAAUGCUAAAAUGGGAAUUUGCUUGUCUUGUCUGAACGGUCCUUCAGAAGAUUAUGAUGAACCAGAUCCGGAAACAAGACGGAGACAACUGGCAGAAGCUGCAGAUCGCAGGAUGGCCGAAAAUGAGAGAAAAGGAAUUAAGGAUCCUGACACACUCAAAAGGAAACAGAAAAGACAGGACGAGAUGGAGAAAAGGGCCGAAACUCAAGGUGGUAGUGAAGGAGGAGGUCUCAGGUGGCAAGUUGGUUGACAAGCUGAAGCUGAUGGUAUAGUUUGUGAUAGAAGACAUACAUGUAUAUAAUAAUAUGGAGUUCCAAGUUCUCAAUAUUGUGUCCCUAUUUCUCAAGUUAGUGCUACACAUCAGUUGGUGAAUGUCCAGUUUGUGAUUUUCAUAAAAAAGUUUUUUUUAUCUGUGAUUCAAUUUCACUGUUUUCAUUAUUAUAAAUACAACUGUUAGUGAACAAGAUCUAUGUGUGUAUCUAGUAAUGUUUUAUGAAUCUUACAUGCCAACCUUAGUUCUUUUGGCAGUGUGAAAUAUUCUCAACAGUUACUGCUUUAUUACUACUAACAGACACAUCUUUCUUAAAUUAUUAAUUACGAAGUGGGAUGGCAUUACAAAAAGAACCAGGACACAGUAAUUUUUGUCAAAUUAUAGCCACAUAUUUGUUUUUAAUAUCUGUUUUAACUUGCGAUUAAUGCACCAACACAAUAGGCCUACUUGCAUACCAUCUAUGUUAACUUUUCUAUCUAGGAGCCAAAUGGAGCCUACUUCUAUUUUAUUUUAUGUAGUUAGUAUGAAAUGUUUUAGUUGCCAAAUGUUAAAAAUGGUCGUAUAUGCGACAUGUAGAGGGCUGAAAAGCCUUUCUUUUUACCACUGUAGUAAUUGUUUUUGGUUGAUAUUUAAAAAAAAAAUCAAUAAAAAAAUACAGCAUUUUUUUUUCAAAAUAAAAGCAUAAAUAAAAUACAGCUCAUUUACUUAGCCAGCAAUAUUCCUUUGUUUUCAUUGUGCUGCUCCUGGAAUUGUAACUGUUAGGUGAACCAAAUUUCAUACACAUAUAUUCAUUAUACUUGUAUAAAGUCCGAGCACUGUGGAUCUAUUGAAAGAUAAAGUCAGGUAAAUUAUUUUUACAUUUCCAAACACUGUCCUCAUAUUGUGCCAUUGUGUCUUUCCUGUAUAAAAUAUGUAAUGAAUGUUGUAUAAUAUUGUGUCUUUCUAAUAACAAUGUCUUAAUUUUUCUAAUAACAAUGUCUUAAUUUUUCUUGGCAGCUGCUUCUAGAUAUAAAGGUUUGUAUCUAGGGCCAGUAUCAAAUGUUGGGAGGUCUUUAGAUCAAACACUUGUUCCAUUUUAUAAUUGUGCAUCUAUACAUAUUUAUAUUAAUAAUUAUCAUAUAAUUAUAUGUACCAAGGUGCUUUGUUUUUGUACUUUUAUAUUUGCAAGCAAAUGAUAAACCAAACUUGUCUUUGAACUAAUGGCCGCUUACCAACUGUCUACCUCAGUCUAAUAAUAAUUUAAGGUUACAUAAUAUAGCAAGAGUGCUUUUCUAUCAUUAUUUGAGAAUUCUAUAGGCCUGGUGUAAAUGGUUGCUGCAAGAAAAGUGUAUAGAGGCAUGAUCUUGUAAGAAAAUCUUAAUUGUAGGACGUACAGUGUAGGUGCUGUUACGGUACAUUUUAAAUGCACUUUUCAUUCAUUUUAUAGUAAUGCAGGUUUAUACUAGGGCAAAUGGUUGUAUCCAAUGAGAACUAAAUUAGAAUUAAUAACAUAAAUACAAAAUUCAUAUGUAAAAGCUUAUGUAUCUAGGCCUAGAUUAGAACACAUAGACAUUAGCAUGGAGAACCAUUACUUGCUACAAUGCAGUGCCUUAGACCAUACAUUCAAAUUAUCAAACAAUCCUUAUAAAUCUGGUAUGGAUUGAAUUUUAUGGAAUGAAACAAAAACUGUUAUUACUCUGUUGCAUGUGCUGACAGAAGGAAAUGCUUGUUAAUGAUUAAUAGUAAUGAUAUUUGUGCUUACAACUAGAGCUGGACGGUAUUGAAAUUUGAGGUUCAGUAUCGAUAUGGUAUUCGGUAUUGACACGAUACCGAUAUCGAGCGCUAUUUUCGGUAUACUCGGCUUUAAGUGCAUGCUUGUGUUAUGGAUCAUCUGCUAAUUUCACCUAAAUACAAUUAAAUUCCAUACACAAUGCUCUCGUCUGAUUUAUACUAACCCAUUUUGCAUUCGUCAGAUAUAUUAUUAGUGCUUUCCUGAAAAUAUUUUUCAAUACCGAAAUUUCGGUAUUUUGAAAUUUGCUCGGUACGGUAAAUCGGUAUUAACAUAAUAUACGGUAUACCGCCAAACUCUACUUAUAACUGAAAGGAAUUAUUUUUAAUAGAUUAUACUGUUGGUCAAUGUAGGAAAUUAUUUGAUUGAAUACACAGAGAUUAUUAAACAAGCUUGUGUGUCAUUCUUAUUUUAUGAAACGAGUGUCAGGAUUCUUGUACUGUCUGAGCAAGAGACACAAGUUUCGUAAAAUCGGUACGACACACACUAGUGUAAUAAUUUCUUUAUCAUCCAUAUUAUUUUUGUUUUUAUGAAUGACAAGAACUGUGUCGGCAUGUUUCAAAACUAACUAAAAGGAGAUGACAAAAUUACAUCAUUUUCAUAAUUGAUGUCAUUUUGGUCAUGCUAUGACGUCGCUUUCUAAAAUUACGUUAUUGGUUGGUCAUAUGAUUACUGUACUUGUUACUACGCUUGUGCUUUAUGUCAUUAUUAUUAACUGGAUUAUAUUGAACCAUAUGAAUAAUAAAACCAUUUAAAAUAAAGAAUGUGGUGAAAUCAUGGUGCAUGUCCCAACAGCCAUGACAUGUUUAUUCAUUGUUUUACUAAUAACAUCAUGUUUGGAUCUAAUGAAGUUAUGUAUGCAACAUUUGGACGGGUACACCAAAACACUGAUUUGAACAAGAUAUUCAAGAGGAGCUUCUUAAAGGUACCCGAUGAUCAUUUCUAAAUUUGUCUUACUUUAUAAACUUGCCAUAGGGUCAAAAACGGCAGCUAACUGCAAGAAUUGAUAAAAAGCACUAUCCAAUAUUACACAAAUUGUUUAGUUGUUAGUUUGUUUUAGAUUAACAAAUAAUUCUAUUAAACUGCAGACCAGUUGCAGUGUCUCCUCAAAAUUAGGUUAUUGUUUUUACACAACCCUGUAUUGGUGAAGUGUCAUUUUGUAUAUAGAUACUGUGAAAAAGGUAUUGUCUAAAUCUUUGGGCUACAUUACUACAGGUUUUGUUGUCAUUUGAGUAACUAAACCCAUUUAUAUGUAGUUCUGUUUUAUGCCAUUGUUUCAUUAUCUGCAUUUUAUUUAUGUUACAUAAAUUACAUUGUUUUAAACAAACCUUUCAGAUACAUUCUAAUAUAUUUGCCUAAUUUUGUCUAAGACAAAUAAAUUUGUUAAAAUCA